UUUUUUUGCAGUCUUCGCUCUAUUUAUUAACCAACAUUUAUCAAUUAAUCUGCGUUUUAUCAUAUUUCUUUCAAGGCUCGAUCCCGGCACUUUUGGAACAUUGGGAGUGGGUGCUGGAUUUGCACUUGGUGCAAAAGCUGUCUAUCCCGAAAGAACCGUUGUUAUAAUUUAUGGUGAUGGAUCUGCUGGUUAUUCUUUGAUGGAAUUCGACACUUUUGUUCGCCAUAAACUUCCAGUUGUUGGAAUUAUUGGAAAUGAUGCCUGUUGGACUCAAAUUGCCAGAGAACAAGUGCCGCACUUUAAAUCAGCCGUUGCUUGCGAUUUGGACUAUACUCAUUAUGAAGAAGCGGCAAAAGCAUUAGGCACCCAAUCAUUAUUUUUGGACGGUGAUAUGGACGUCAAGCAAGUACGCGAAGCGUUGGCUCAGGUAAUGGCCAGAAGUAGAGCAGAAAAACAAUCUCUGGUUGUGAAUGUCCUUAUUGGAAAGACAAAUUUCCGUGAAGGGUCAAUUAGUGUUUAA
Messenger RNA from Meloidogyne enterolobii, 520 nucleotides. The record is from the annotation of a GenBank genome assembly. Lineage: Eukaryota; Metazoa; Nematoda; Chromadorea; Rhabditida; Meloidogynidae.